This is a messenger RNA of Symbiodinium sp. CCMP2456, 3270 nucleotides long. Lineage: Eukaryota; Dinophyceae; Suessiales; Symbiodiniaceae. The record is from the annotation of a GenBank genome assembly.
AUGAGUACGCUUCUUUUCAGUCAUCCCGCCUGCGAGCAGCACGAUCCCGGGCCUCUUCAUCCGGAAAAUCCGGGCCGUCUCAAGGCCAUCAUGAAGACUCUCGACAGUCCCGAGUUUUCCGGUCUGCUGCGCCGCGAAGCCCCGCGCGCCGAGCAUGGACAGAUUGCGCGGGUCCAUCCUGACAGCUUCGUGCACGAGGUUCUGGCCGCCAUACCGGACCAUGGCGACCGCAUGCUGGAUGCCGAUACCAUCGUCUCGCCGGGCUCGGGCGAAGCCGCAUUGCGGGCCGCCGGCGCGGUGGUCGCGGCGGUUGACGCGGUGAUGGCGGGCGAAGCCGACAACGCCUUCUGCGCGGUCCGCCCGCCGGGCCACCAUGCCGAGCCGCGCCAGGCCAUGGGCUUCUGCCUGUUCAAUAAUGUCGCGGUCGGCGCCCUGCAUGCCCGCGAGGUGCACCGCUGCCACCGCGUCGCCGUGGUCGAUUUCGAUGUCCACCAUGGCAACGGAACCCAGGCCAUGUUCUGGGACGAUCCGGACCUGUUCUACGCCUCGACGCAUCAGUUUCCGUUCUAUCCCGGAACCGGACGCGCGCAAGAGCGCGGCGUUGCAAACAACAUCAUCAACGUGCCGCUGCCGCCGCCGGCCGGAUCGGCGGAGUUCCGGCAGGCGAUGCGCGACUGUGUGAUUCCGGCCAUGACGCGCUUCGAGCCGGAGUUCGUGUUCAUCUCGGCCGGAUUCGAUGCCCAUGCCGACGACCCCCUGGCCAGCCUGAACUUCGUCGAGGAGGACUAUGCCUGGGCGACGCAGCAGUUGAUGGAGCUGGCCCGCAGCGCCUGUGGGGGGCGAUUGGUCUCGGUUCUGGAGGGGGGCUACGAUCAUGCGGCUCUGGCCAGCUGUGCCGCAGCCCAUGUCCGCACGCUGAUGACCAGACACACCCCGGGGGGGAAACGGAUGCCCAAGAACGAGGUUCCCAACGACAUCCAGGCGAUGAGCUUCGAGGAGGCGCUCGACGCCCUGAAGCAGAUCGUGGCCAAGCUGGAGCAGGGACAGGGCGCCCUUGACUCCGCGAUCGAGGAUUACGAGCGCGGCGCGGCCCUGAAGCGCCAUUGCGAUCAGAAACUGCGCGAGGCGCAGGCCAAGAUCGAGAAAAUCAGCCUUUCGGCCGACGGCACGGCCGAUGCCUUGGCCAGCCAGGGAGAAACGAUUUCGGCCCUGCUCGACCGGAUGCUCCCGAAGACCGACGGACCGCGCGGGCGCGUUGUCGAGGCGAUGCGCUAUGCCGCCCUGUCGGGCGGAAAACGCCUGAGGCCGUUCCUGGUGCGCGAAUCGGCCCGCCUCUUCGAUGUCCCCGAGCAGCAGGCGCUCAGGGUCGGGGCCGCCAUCGAGAUGGUGCACUGCUACAGCCUGAUCCACGACGAUCUGCCGGCGAUGGACGACAGCGACCUGCGGCGCGGCCGCCCGACGGUUCACAUCGCCUUCGACGAGGCAACCGCGAUCCUGGCCGGCGACGGGCUGCUGACGGAGGCUUUCGCGGUUCUGUCCGGGCCCGAGACCCAUGACCUUGCGGCGGUGCGGGUUGAAUUGUUGCGGCAACUGGCCGCCGCGGCCGGGGCGGCGGGCAUGGUGGGCGGCCAGAUGAUCGAUAUGUCGCCGGAGCGCGCUGAGCUUGACCUGGCCGGAAUCUCCCACCUGCAAAGCCUGAAGACCGGGGCGCUGAUCCUGUUUUCCUGCGAGGCCGGCCCGAUCCUGGCACAGGCGCCCGAGCCUCAGCGGCAGGCGCUGAAGGACUAUGCCCGCGAUCUCGGCCUCGCCUUUCAGAUCGCCGACGACAUCCUGGACGCCGAAAGCACGCCGGAAGCGCUCGGCAAGCCGACGGGCCAGGACGCAAGUCUCGGAAAAGCCACAUUCGUCGGCCAGCUUGGCAUCUCAGGCGCCCGUAACAAGGCGGAGGCCCUGGUGGAUUCAGCCUGUCGGCGGCUUGAUCUUUUCGGCCAAAAGGCGGACCUUUUGAGAGAGGCGGCGGCCUUUGUGGUCGCGCGAGUGGCAGAAGCCUUGGCAGAGAUCGGUCAUAAUCGGCGCCCGACGCCGCUGCUCGACAGCGUUUCCGACCCCUCGGAUCUGCGCAAACUCGACGAAGGACAGCUGCGUGACUUCGCCGACGAACUGCGUGCGGAGAUGAUCGAGGCGGUCUCCGUGACCGGCGGCCAUCUGGGCGCCGGCCUUGGUGUCGUCGAACUGACGACGGCCCUGCACCAUGUCUUCAACACGCCCGAUGACCGGCUGAUCUGGGAUGUCUCCCACCAGUGCUAUCCGCAUAAGAUCCUGACCGGCCGGCGUGACCGUAUCCGCAGCCUGCGCCAGGGCGGCGGGCUCUCCGGCUUCACCAGCCGCAAGGAGAGCCCUUACGACCCCUUCGGUGCGGCGCACAGCUCGACCUCGAUUUCCGCCGGCCUGGGCUUCUCCGUUGCGCGCGACUUCCGCGGCGAUGACAACGCGGUCAUUGCGGUGAUCGGCGAUGGCGCGAUGAGUGCCGGCAUGGCUUACGAGGCGAUGAACAACGCCGGAGCCAUGAACAGCCGUCUGAUUGUCAUCCUCAACGACAACGACAUGUCCAUCGCGCCGCCCGUGGGGGCGAUGAGCGCCUACCUCUCGCAGCUGAUUUCCUCCAAGCCGUUCCAGUCCGUGCGCAGCCUCGGGCGGGUUGUGGCCAAGCGCUUCCCGCGCCCCAUCGAGAUGGCGGCGCGCCGCGCCGAGGAAUAUGCCCGCGGCCUGCUGACCGGCGGCACGCUGUUCGAGGCGCUGGGGAUCGAGAUGCCGGAGCGGGGGAGCGCAGUGGAAAUCGGCAAGGGCCGCAUCCUGCGUGAAGGCAGCAAGGUUGCCAUCCUGUCGCUGGGCACGCGCCUUGCCGAUGCCCUGGCCGCUGCCGACGAUCUCGCCGCCCGCGGCCUGUCGACGACGGUGGCCGAUGCCCGCUUCGCCAAGCCGCUGGACGAGGACCUUGUACGGCGUCUUGCCGGCGAGCACGAAGUUCUGAUCACGGUCGAGGAGGGCGCAAUCGGCGGGUUUGCCACCCAGGUGAUGCAGUUCCUCGCGCGCCAGGGACUGUUCGACAAGGGGCUGCGCUUCCGCCCGGUCACCCUGCCGGACUUCUUCAUCGAUCACGACAAGCCGGAGCGUCAGCUGGCGCUGGCCGGGGUCGACCGCGAAGGCAUCCUCGCCGCGGCGCUGCAGGCCUUGGGCCAGCAGGAGGUCGAGUCACCGGCCCGCGCCUGA